CUGACAAAAUAAAUCUACUUAGUCAGUCUUGUCUCAAAAUUUGUUUUGCUAAAUUGUACAUAUUCAGAAUCUUUGGCUCUGCAACACACAACUUGUGGGGUUUCCUCUGCGCCAUUUUGCUGAUGUUACACUAGACAUUUCAUUAAAAACUCUGACAAAGCCAAAGAAAACAUUUUAGUAUAGAAAUAGUAUCGAGUACACUUUCGAGAUGCUUUUGGCCCGUUUGACCCAUGUGCUGCCAGGACGAUCGCUGCGCCUUUUGAACCAAUCAGGAGGUCCUCGUCUGUGGAGCUCCAGCCAGCCUUCGAUGAGAAGUGGUGUUCCAAAGAAUCCCAUCAAAUCAGCGGCACUCAAGAAGGAUUUACAACUGCUGUCAAUGAGGAAGUACUCCAGGGAGUCGAGGGAUCGCGACCGCACUCAACUGGAGAGUCGAACCAGAGGACCUUCGCUUAAGGAUCGCAUGAUGGGACCUCCCAGCGAGAAUGCCUACUCCAUGGGAAAGGGAGCUGCUGCAGGGGCAGCCCUGAUGGGUCUCAUAGGUCUGUGCUACUACGGAUUGGGACUCUCCAACCAACCGAGCAUCUACGAUCACUCGACCGUUUGGCCGCAGUACGUGAGGGAUAGAAUCCGAGCCACCUACGCCUACUUCGGAGCAUCCUGCGGGGUGACAGCUGCCUCGGCCUUCGGCUGCUUCCAAUCGGAGGCCAUAAUGUCCCUGAUGACGCGUUCCGGGUGGAUUGCCUCCUUGGUGACCCUGGGACUGGUGAUGCUCAGUGGCGCUGUUGCCCAGGGUAUGGAAUACGAGCCGGGAUUCGGGGCCAAGCAGAUGGCCUGGCUGGUCCACUGUGCCGUUUUAGGUGCUGUCCUGGCGCCCAUCUGCCUUCUGGGGGGACCCAUUCUGACCAAGGCCUUGCUCUACACCGGUGGAGUCGUGGGAGCUCUCUCAACUGUGGCUGCCUGUGCUCCCAGCGAGAAGUUCCUGCACAUGGGCGGCAUUUUGGCCAUCGGACUGGGAGUGGUCUUCGCCUCUUCGCUGGCCUCCAUGUGGCUGCCGCCCACCACUGCGGUGGGGGCGGGGCUGGCCAGCAUGUCCCUGUACGGCGGACUGAUCCUGUUCAGCGGAUUCCUUCUGUACGACACGCAGAGAAUCGUCAAGUCCGCGGAGAUGCAUCCCCAGUACAGCAAGACGCUGUAUGAUCCAAUCAAUCACGCCCUGGCCAUUUACAUGGAUGCACUGAACAUCUUCAUUCGGAUAGCCAUUAUUUUGGCUGGAGACCAAAAGCGAAAGUAGUUUCUAAGGCAAAAGCAUAGAAUUUCAAAAGGGAAUCUAGCAUUGAAACUAAACUUAGAUGGGUCGUAUUAGGAAAUAAUUUCACUAGGUUACAAAUAGUUAACAUAUUUCAAAGUAUCUUCUUCUAAUCAGUAUAUUGUGGAACCUCAAUAAGAAUAAACGUAUAUCCUCUUGGAUUUCAAGACUGAGAA
This is a messenger RNA of Drosophila ficusphila, 1482 nucleotides long. RefSeq names its product growth hormone-inducible transmembrane protein (gene Mics1). The record is from RefSeq and is a predicted model, not a curated record. Gene Ontology annotation, cellular component: mitochondrial inner membrane. NCBI's taxonomy places the organism in Eukaryota, Metazoa, Arthropoda, Insecta, Diptera, Drosophilidae. The transcript has a single exon. Bases 209 to 1291 code for a protein of 360 amino acids.